Varanus komodoensis (Komodo dragon) is the source of this 468-nucleotide messenger RNA. RefSeq names its product protein phosphatase 1 regulatory subunit 17 (gene PPP1R17). The transcript has 4 exons. The coding region runs from base 1 to 468 and encodes 155 amino acids. The record is from RefSeq and is a predicted model, not a curated record. Lineage: Eukaryota; Metazoa; Chordata; Lepidosauria; Squamata; Varanidae. Gene Ontology annotation, biological process: regulation of phosphatase activity. Gene Ontology annotation, molecular function: protein phosphatase inhibitor activity.
AUGUCAACUGAAUAUGUGCAGCCGUCGCAUGAGAUCUCGGAAGACAGAUUGGACGGGCGAGAUGCUCGCUGUAACCACUUAGAUGAUCUUUCUGAACAGUUACUUAAAAACUGCGAACUCAAAAAGAUACCAAAAAAGGGGAAAACUCUUCAAGUCUCUCAGAAAACUGAGCUGGAACAAAAAAAACCAAAGAGGAAAGAUACACCGGCAAUACAUACCCCACCACCAAUCGCAGGCAUCCUUUCAGACCACUUAAUUAGGAGGUGUGACUUCUCUGAGAGACUGCCAAAGAGUAACAGCAGUCUAGCAUUGCAAAAAAUGGAACAAGAACAGAAAAAGCCCAGAAGAAAAAAUACACCCGCAAUAAAUACACCGCCUGUGCUUGCAGGUAUUAAACUACUUGAAGAGGAGAAGCAGACCGUGAUCAUUGAAGAUGAAGAAAAGGAGGCAGAUUCUGCACCUUUUUAG